This is a messenger RNA of Ambispora leptoticha, 321 nucleotides long. NCBI's taxonomy places the organism in Eukaryota, Fungi, Glomeromycota, Glomeromycetes, Archaeosporales, Ambisporaceae. The record is from the annotation of a GenBank genome assembly.
AUGUUGAAAAAUUAUAGGUCGUCCGGUACAUUAUCCGCCCCAUCAAAUGCAGAUUGCGUCGAAAAAAGCGAGGAGAAAAUGGCACAAGAUUUGUUCGAUUAUGCAUCGGAACAACCGAAAACUUCACUUGCUUCAUCACCUAAAUAUUCUGAAAUUGUUAGGACAAAUGUUCAAGCUCACGCUGAAAAUGCAGAUCCAGAAGAAUGGAUGGCUGUGUCCAGAUGCGAGCGAUUGAUAAGUGAGGAGAUUUAUUUACGUGAAUGGGAGUAUGAGGGUACCCUUCGAUCAUAUAUCUAUAAUGAUGAAGAAUCGGUUAAAUAA